CAGUGGUGAAGUCCAAAGGAAGCUGCAGAGACGGGCGGAUGCCACUGGGCCCCAUGGCUGAGGAGACCCCACAGGAGACAGGGCCGGGGGACAGGGCUGCUCCCCAGGAUGUCUCGGGCCUCCAGGACAGCGUGUUCUCCUCUGAAAGUGACAACAGCCUGUACUUCACCUACAGUGGCCAGUCCAAUACCUUGGAGGUCCGAGAUCUCAGCUACCAGGCGGACAUAGCCUCCCAGGUGCCUUGGUUUAAGCAGCUGUCUCACUUCAGGAUGCCCUGGACAUCUCACAAGGACUCUUGUGAGCUGGGCAUUCAGAAUCUGAGCUUCAAAGUGAGGAGUGGACAGAUGCUGGCCGUCAUAGGGAGCUCAGGCUGUGGGAGAGCCUCUUUGCUGGAUGUGAUCACCGGGCGAGGCCACGGCGGCAAAAUUAAGUCAGGCCAAAUCUGGAUCAACGGGCAGCGCAGCACGCCCCAGCUGGUGAGGAAGUGCGUGGCCCACGUGCGCCAGCACGAUCAGCUGCUCCCCAACCUGACCGUCCGCGAGACGCUGGCUUUUGUUGCUCAGCUGCGCCUGCCCAGAGACUUCUCCCAGGCCCAGCGUGACAAAAGGGUGGACGACGUGAUCGCGGAGCUGCGUCUGCGGCAGUGCGCCAACACGCGCAUGGGCAACGCCUACGUGCGGGGCGUGUCCGGGGGCGAGCGGCGCAGAGUCAGCAUCGCAGUGCAGCUGCUGCGGAACCCAGGAAUCCUCAUCCUGGAUGAACCCACCUCUGGGCUCGACAGCUUCACGGCCCACAACGUGGUGAAAACCCUGUCCAGGCUGGCCAAAGGCAACAGGCUGGUGCUCAUCUCCAUCCAGCAGCCUCGCUCCGACAUCUUCAGGCUGUUUGAUUUGGUCCUGCUGAUGACGUCCGGCACCACCAUCUACUUGGGGUCAGCCCAGCACAUGGUCCAGUAUUUCACGGCAGCCGGCCACCCCUGUCCCCGCUACAGCAACCCUGCCGACUACUAUGUGGACCUGACCAGCAUCGACAGGCGGAGCAAAGAGCAGGAAGUGGCCACCAGGGAGAAGGCUCAGUCCCUUGCAGCCUUGUUUCAAGAAAGAAUACGUGGCUUCGAUGACUUUCUGUGGACAGUGGAGUCAAGGGAGCAGGGUGUGGGCACUUACAUGCGGAGCCCGGCUUCCCCGAGGGACACCAACCCCUUACAGACUCCCACUAAGCUGCCUGGCCCCCUACAGCAGUUUGACACGCUGAUCCGUCGUCAGAUUUCCAACGACUUCCGAGACCUGCCAGCCCUCCUCAUCCACGGGGCAGAGGCCUGCUUGAUGUCCCUGAUCAUCGGGUUCCUCUACUAUGGCCAUGGAACCGUCAAGCUCUCCUUCAUGGACACGGUGGCCCUCUUGUUCAUGAUCGGAGCUCUCGUCCCUUUCAACGUGAUCCUGGAUGUCAUCGCCAAAUGUCACUCGGAGAGGGCGUUGCUUUACUAUGAACUAGAAGAUGGGCUGUACGCUGUGGAGCCAUAUUUCUUUGCCAAGAUCCUAGGGGAGCUUCCCGAGCACUGUGUCUAUAUCAUCAUCUAUGGGAUGCCUAUCUACUGGCUGGCCAACCUGCGCCCGGGCCCCGAGCCCUUCCUGCUGCACUUCCUGCUGGUGUGGCUGGUGGUCUUCUGCUGCAGAACCAUGGCCCUGGCCACCGCCGCCCUGUUGCCCACCUUCCACAUGUCCUCCUUCUUCGGCAACGCUCUCUACAACACCUUCUACCUCACUGGGGGCUUCAUGAUAAGCUUGGACAACCUGUGGACAGUGCCCGCGUGGAUUUCCAAGGUGUCCUUCCUCCGAUGGUGUUUUGAAGGGCUGAUGCAGAUCCAGUUUGGUGGGCACACAUAUCACCUGGCAGCUGGCAACAUCACCAUCCCUAUCCCAGGAGACACGAUCCUCAACGCCAUGGGCCUGGGCUCAUACCCGCUCUACGCCAUCUACCUCUUCAUCAUAGGCAUCAGUGGUGGCUUCAUGGUCCUGUACUAUAUGUCCUUAAAGUUCAUCAAACAGAAGUCAAGUCAGGACUGGUGAUUCAUGCCCAGACUCCUGCCCGCCGGUGGGGGACUCGAGAAGGCCCUUCCGCUGCAUUCCCUCCCAAGGAGCCCCUUCCCAGGCACAAGGAGGACCGUGAGAACACAAAGCUCAGCUACAUCCUGUCCACAGUGCUGCAGUGGCACAGGCUGGCCACAGGAUGGCAGUAGAAUAAAGACAGUCGAAAGAUAUUUCUGAGCCCCGGCCAGAGCUU
Messenger RNA from Balaenoptera acutorostrata (minke whale), 2283 nucleotides. It is a transcript of the gene ABCG8, whose product is annotated as ATP binding cassette subfamily G member 8. The coding region runs from base 39 to 2069 and encodes 676 amino acids. NCBI's taxonomy places the organism in Eukaryota, Metazoa, Chordata, Mammalia, Artiodactyla, Balaenopteridae. Gene Ontology annotation, biological process: cholesterol homeostasis. Gene Ontology annotation, cellular component: plasma membrane. The record is from RefSeq and is a predicted model, not a curated record. Gene Ontology annotation, molecular function: ABC-type transporter activity; ATP hydrolysis activity; ATP binding. The transcript is spliced from 13 exons.